GAUACCUGUGGGCAGUAAGUGCGAGUUGAGACAAUAUUAAGAACACAAUAACAGACCGAAUUGAGACUAUUUUCAAAAUGGAAGCGGGAGAAAAGAAAUAUUUUUGUGUCGAAUAUCCUGCUUUAGUUCAGAAUGAAGCAAAGGCUAUCACUUCUCUACGUGGUAUAGAUAUAAUAUCAAAGACAUAUGCUAAUCCAAGUAAGCGUCUAGAGCUAUACCACAGACCACAAGACCUCUACUGCAAGCCAGCUGUUGCUGACAGGACCUCUACUACCAAUCUCUUACUCAAAGUGAAGCGCAAGAAAACAAAGAGGCCAGAUGGAAAGGAUGAAAUAGAAACUAAACUAGAAGGAAUUGUAGACGUUACCUAUAAAUUCAGAGGUAUUGCUGACUUCCAGUACCUGCCUCUACAUACAGAUGUCGCUACUGGGCAGCAUUCCAGUGUCUCUGAAUCCAUUCUCACAAAGAUGGAGGAUCCAUCGUGGCUGGAUAAAAAUGUGGACUUAUUUCUGCCCCCUGCAUCAUUCUCUCGCAUGGAUAUGCCAUCCGAUUAUUAUUUCAAACCUGAAGUCAAGCAUAAGGAUUCAUACAAGGAUCCUACAAAUACAAUGAGUGAUAACUUCAUUGGUCCUUCUCGUCAAAGGAGACCACACUAUACAAUAUUUCGAUCAUACAAUGAUCAGAAAAAGGUUCCCGAAUCUAUACCUGUAGAAAUACAAGAAAUUCUACACAGGAAACUCAAAGAUGGUGAAAAGUCUGAGAAAAGACUUCGCCAGUUGUUUGAAGAGCGUCCAAUCUGGUCUAAGAAUGCCAUCAGGUUCCAGGCACCAGAGAUCUUAGAAGAUCAUUACAAGUUCCUUCUACCCCUAAUGUCCUACCAUAUUAUGUAUGGUCCUUGGAGGGGCUUAUGGAUCAAGUUUGGAUAUGACCCGAAUGAACACAAAGAGGCAAAGAUUUAUCAAACUGUGGAUGUUAGAGUAAAAAGUCGUGAGAUGAUUCGUCACUACAAUCUGACUGCCAAGCGAAGUCUCUAUGACUACCAGCGACAUCUAAGUGUACACAAGUCUAGGAUUCUUCCUCCAAUGAUUGGGAACCUUGCUAACCAAUCUAAGCGGGUCAACACAAAGUACCAAGAGAGUGUGUUUAAGUUUAAACCUGGGUUUGUACCUCCAUACAGACAGAUGUUUUACCAGGCAUGUGAUAUAGAAGAAGAACAAAUACAAAAGUUGCUCCAUUCAAAUGAUGGAAUGGAGCCAGAGAAACCCAGGGAGAAAGAUGGUUGGUGCAUGGCUGGCUUCUGUAAUAAAGCAAGGGAGAUAAUACAGGAGCAUCUUAGGAAAGGUCUACCUCCAAAAUUCAGUGAAGCUGGUGGAGAUAGUAGCAAUCCCCCCAGUGAAUCUACCUCACCUAAACCUGGGCCUAGCUCACCUAAAGAUGAUGUGGAAGAUCUCAAUGAUGAUAUAGAUGAUGAUGAUAAUGAUGAAAGUGAUUCAGACAAUGAAGUUGACCAAAUCAUCAAUGAAGAACUUCAAAGUAAAAACAAACCAAACCCAGAGGAAAUGGAUAAUGAAAAUUCACAAGAAAAUUUAGAUACUAGCACUGUAUUAAAUCGUAGGGAUACAGAAACAAUGAAGCUCGAUAUGGGAGAUUUAGAUAUAAAUGAAAGAGAUGAACAGAUAAAGCAAUUGACUAUGACUGAAGAUAGCUCAAUGUCCAUGGAUAUAAAUGAGGAUACUAUCAAUGAGGAAAACCUCAACGAGGAUUCUAUCACCGAGGAAACUCCAAAUGACAAUAAAAAUGAUGAUCCUUCAAAUGCUAUAAAGGAUACCGAGGAUGCAAUAGAAGAUGUGUCUGAUAUGAAUGAUAUGGAAACAGAAAUUUUAGAGCAUUUGUGAUAGUGAUCUCAGAGAACUAUGGCUAGGGGCCUUAAGCAUAAAAUGCCUGUUUAACAUGGGCACACAGUCAUCCCCUUGUGAUCUCUGGUCAAAGGUUUUCCUGCCUUAUUGGCUAAUAGUGAGCCUAUUAAAUUGCCCACUCAUCUGUCUGUCCAUCCUCCGAACACAGGCCUCCAGAACUUGUACCUCCUUCUUCUUGGAAGAGGAAGGAAUGUAGUGGAUGAUGCCU
Molecule: messenger RNA, 2124 nt
Organism: Owenia fusiformis
Lineage: Eukaryota; Metazoa; Annelida; Polychaeta; Sabellida; Oweniidae
Source: the annotation of a GenBank genome assembly